Alligator mississippiensis (American alligator) is the source of this 7027-nucleotide messenger RNA. RefSeq lists its product as uncharacterized. The record is from RefSeq and is a predicted model, not a curated record. The transcript is spliced from 48 exons. The coding region runs from base 182 to 6841 and encodes 2219 amino acids. NCBI's taxonomy places the organism in Eukaryota, Metazoa, Chordata, Crocodylia, Alligatoridae.
GGGCUGUCUGCACACUGGGAAGUAGCAAUGGCAUCAGCUGCUUCCUUCUGUUGAUUUGAUUUAGUUGACUAUGGAAACCGGUGGGAACCUCCAGCAGUGAAGUCCGACCUUUUCCCUUGCUGCAAGUACCGUGCAUUAACUGGAGCUAAUCUAGGUCCAGUUAGACAGACUUGGUGUCAAAAUGUACAACAGUGAUGACGUUUACAAGAUCUCUUCCACUGAGAGAGUCCAGCAGCUGGAAAAAGAAUUGGCAGUCCAGUUGGCAGAGUUGAAGGGAGAAAUAGAAGAUAAUGGAGUUCUGCAAGGGACAUCAAAUAAGGUGUACAGCUCUGUUCCAAUUCCAAAGGACGCAUCUUAUUUCAGGAAAGAAAGAGAGAUGAUACUGAAGAAAGGUUUACAGGUGGCCGAGGUGAAACCUCUCGUUGUUCAGGCUGAUGUCAUGCAGAGGGAGCUGGAGAGCUGUCUGAGACGAGAGUACACAGAAGAAAACCUGCCUCUGCUGCUGCACCAGUUUUUUACAGACAGAAUUACCCAGCUGGUCCAAAGCAAAUAUUUGCACCUGCUAAGGUGGCAGAGAUUCUGUAAGCACAGCAGUGUUAUUGAACGGCUCUAUCCUCUCUAUCAGAAGCAAGUUGGUCACAUUAUGGAGGAGUACAAUGAUGCAGUUCAGAGGGCUGCAAGGCUAUCAGUUGCCCGAGAAAACUUCCUGACAGGAAAGAAAAAUCCUGUAAAUGUGGUGACCCAGGAAGACCUAGUUAUUUACACACAGUGGCUAGUGUGUCACCUACACUCACUCAAGGCCAUUCACAGCUAUCUUAGGGUUCUGCAGUAUUUACCCAUCUCUCACAGAAUGAGUGUAACUAUUGAGAAACACCCUGAUGUGGCCCAGGACAACCAGGACAAAUUUGGAAGUGUUGCUGGGUCUGAAUCUUUGUCUUCUGAUGUUCGUUUCUUCCUGUGCCCCAGUUCAUCAUAUACUGAUGGGCCACACAGAAGGGACACUGCAUUCAUGUUGCCUCGUCACUGCACAGGAACUGAUGAGCUGAAACCUCAGCUCCAACUUCUCCUUUCUCACUUUGGUAUCUGCUAUGAUACAGAUAAUCUCAAGAACUCAGCUGAUGAGAUGCAGCUUUUUUCCCUGGUUGUCCGGAAAUUUCGAAACGUCUUUCACAAACAGCAGGUGAUGAGAACAUUUCCAGUUUAUGAUACUGGGAGGCCUGGAUCAGAAAACUGGGGUACAUUUGAUCCUAGCAUAACUUUAAAAAAGCGAGCGAACUGGAUUCCUUUUUUACGGAUCAAGCCAAAACAAGAUCCCUGGCAGCAAAAGCUCUUGACAAAAUUGAAACAGUGGAAAAAGGUGGAUCUGCUGAUGGAUCUCCAGUCAAAGUUUUUAGAGGUAUCCAGCAUGGAGCAAGUGAUGGAAGUUCUCCAGGAGCAUGCAACAUCAGUGCUAGAACCACAUCCAGUACCACUAAAUUUUGUGACUUCGUGCAGCUCAGGGCAGAAUAAUUAUGAUCAAAUCUGGAAGAGAAUUUACAGCACCUCUGAACUCCAUCAGGAACAAAAUUUAGAGGAUGAUAGCCUGGCUGUGGGCAAGAGUGAGAAGAACAUGGAAAAUGUCAGUCUCAGCAAGGAUCCAGGAUCUUCCAGGAAGAAGAAGGAAACAGGGUAUAGUUACAUAACAACUUUGCAGCUGCUGGGAUUAGAGGAGGGCACAGAGGCCAACAAUAAGGACGUGGUCAUGAGGAAAGGAGCGUACUUGUCUGUCCUUUACUUACGUCACCUGAGAAUCAGAGAGCUAAAGAGGGUCUGCUUGGGAGUCCUGAACUAUUUCAGAUCUGUUGAGCGUACCUUAACCAUUAGCACCUCUGGUCUCUUGGUUAAUGCUGGUAACCUUGUCCCCAGUGCUGAAGAUACCUGCUGGGUAAAUGCUGUCAAAGGAGGCAUUGGUAUGUCUGGUGGUCUUGGCUCUCAUCACUAUGUCUAUUAUACGCCAGCUGAUUUCAAGGUCCACAGUGCAAAGUUCAUGGAGUUUUUGGAGGUGGAAAACCAUGAUGACUUUUACACUACAGAAGAUGGAUGCAUUCACACACAGGACCAGCGAGGGGCUUACAUCAUAUAUGACUUAGCUUUAAAGGACCUGAAAGAGCUUGAAAACCAGCUGCUGCUUGUAGCAAGCCAGUACAUUGAGAAAGAGAAAAGCCAUAUAAUGUGCGGCAGUCAGCCCAGUGACAGCAACCUUCUAGGCUGGGCUCAUGCAUCUGUGGAUCGAUUUGCUGUGCUGCUUGACCUCUGGACUUGUGAGACCACUCUGUUAAAACAUAAAUGCCAGCUUUUAGAUGCUUAUUUUGAAGCUUAUCAACAUGCUCUUGAUGCAGAAGAAAGAUUUGCUUUGGCCCAAGCUAUAACUGACAUAAUAUAUAAACGCCCACGGUUUGAUCUCCGACUUGGCUAUUUUGUCAGCACCUACAAAGAUGAAUGCAUCUGCCUCAGGCUUCACCUGCAGCUGGUGAGGGAUAUAGUCAACCAGCAUAUUGAUUCCCAGCGGGAAUAUGUUUACAAAAUUUGGCGAGAAGGUCAGAAAGGUGGCAUCGGUGAAUUUGGACUCCCCCCUAACAUAAUUGCUAAGCAACUUAUAUCUCUCAACAGCCAUUUCCCUACUCUGAAAAACAUUUAUUUGCUGGAAUUUCACCCUUCUCUUGGCCUGGUGUCUUUAAUCCCUAAAUCUCUUGAACACCUCUCUCAGGAGUUCCACACCAUCUGUAGACCACAAACAGCAAGCGAGGCAACUAGUCUAGAUAAAAAAGUACUUCAGCUAGCGCUGGAUGAAUGGCUGUCUUUGGAAAAUCUGGAAUUAUUAUACAGCCCACAAAUUCAGAAAGAUUUAUUUUCAGAUGUAUUGGUGGACGACCCUGUCCUUGUGAAAGAAAUUGCUAUGUCUGUAGUUGAGUCAGGAGCAGAUGAAGAGAAGAAACAAAGCAAAGGAAAACAAACCUUUAUUCUGGACUCCUUCUCCAGGCUCCUGGAGCUAGUCACCCUCCGCCAUCGGUUAAUAGAAAGUACAAUGGAGAGUGCACGAUUAGCUAGGUUCUACAAGCUAUUUGCAAAGGAAAUGGGGUUUGAUGAGUUCCAUUUGCACUUGAGGCCAGUGCAUUUUGAAUUUGCUUCUCACAAGGAGAAAGCAGACCAGCCCCCACCAGUGUUCAUUACAGCUCUCCUGGAAGAUGACAGUACUGUGGACAGAUAUAUUCCAUCUAGUUUAAUGUUAAGUAUCCAGGAGAUUGACAAUCAAAUUGGAAAGUUUAGCUUUCAAACAAGAGAUAGUGUUAUUCAGCUUUUAUCCCCAUCUGGAGUGAAAAACAUGCAGAUCAUCCUUGCUUGUCAAGUCACUCAAAAAAAUGCUCUGAUAGCUGCUGUUCAGCAAGCCUCAUUUUGUCACGUAGCCCAACCUACAUAUACCCCGGACCUGAAGGAAAGAAAUGUAAGUUUGAGGAGUCGGAGCAGUUCAGCAAGUGGGAGAAAUUCUAGAUCUGGGUAUGGGACAGAAAAUCAGUUGGCAGUAGCACCGGCUAUUCCAUAUGCUAAAGGGCACCAUUUGGAUAUGCACCGAACCAUUAAAAGACCUCCAGAAGCCUUUAUUUCUAUCCAGCUGGAGAAAUUGGGGCCACGGGACCAGAUGCUAAACACAUUCAUUGAGAAAAAAGAAAUCAUGGGCAGCAGGAUGCAAAACCCUGAUGAAGUUUUGAAAAUCAAGAGGGAAGUUAUUGGUGAAUACUGUCAUAACCUGAGCCAUCGAAUGUCACACCAUGCGCUGAGAGGUCAGAUCAUUGCAUGCUACAAUAGCCUAAGGAAUCUACUGGAAGCUUUCCCUGUCAUCAGAGACAAAUACUUCAUGAUUGGGCUACCUCAAGAGAAAAAGGGGGAAAGACACUCAAAGGAAAACCUUCUGGCCAGUCCCAGAUCCUUUCAGCCACGGCCACGUUAUUUGCUGUCUCCUGAUGGACAAGCUUUCCUCAAUUUGUGGUUCAUCCCUCACUCUUCUGAAGUGCUGAUCAUGUUUAAAAUGCUGCCAGAGAAGGCUGCUUACAGAGCUCUUAGGUUGAGUCUGCAGAUGGUGGCUGCCCUUCUGGACAUUGUCUCAUACCUUUUGAGCUUUGCUCAGUUAGGAAACUCCCCAAGCUGUUUUGAUACCCUAAAUCCUGAGUGUCUGACUGCAGACUGGGGAGGGACUGAAAGGAUUGGAACUGAACUUCAGGAGAUACAGAGAAUGAUUGAUAACCUUCAGAACCCCCUGGAUCCCCACCAGGUUGCCCAGCUGGUAAUCCUUCAUAGAGAAGUUCUGUUUCUACAGUUUGAUGCAACAGUCAGGCAUCUAUUACGAGAAACAUUUUUGUCAUCUGGGAAUAUUUCGGCCUACCAGAGCAUUACAGACGGCAUGUACCACGGGCUGCCUCCUUUGAGUAACUCUGUGGUGAGGAGUGCAUUUGCUUCGCAGUUCGGGCUCCCACAGCCACUGGACCCACAUAGUUCCAGCGCGCUGAUGCUGUUUCCUUGGAGAGCAUUACUAGCGGAUGGAGGACCAUUUCCAGUCACUAUCAGCAACCUAAUUCCCAUAAAUUAUUACAUGCAGCUGUGCCUAUGCAGACUAAGCAAUGAUGAUCGAAAAAUUGCUCAUGGAGAGCUGGUUGGGAUUCAUUUUCUAAUAGAGGAUAUACUGGAGACCAGCUGUGAUGUUGUUAUGGAAGAUGAUGCUGAACAACAAACUUUAGCCAAGAAAAAACAGCAGAAUUUGGCAGAAAUAGUUGAAUCAAAUGCCAGCCUAUCAAAGAGUCGUGGAAAGACGUCCAAAGCUCUGUGGAGGCAACAUAAUCCGCUUACUUCCUGCACUUUGAUGAGAUCUUUUUUGAUAAUAUGGAAGCAGUUGUCAGUAUUGAAGGCAGAAUGGGGCAGACUUAAACUGAAAGUUGAGGAUAUCAAUACAGUUCCUCUUUACAGACAGUUUUCUGAACUAUUCUGCACUGACAUCCUACAUCCUGCUAUGAAAACCAUAGCGAGGCAAAUGGACAUAGAAGAUGAGUUUGAAGAACUUGUUAUAAGCUCACAAUCCAUACUCCCCCCAAAAGGAGCAUCAGAAAUUGAAAUCAAAAUGUGCCAGCUUCAAAAGCUGCUGGAGAGUUUAGAAAUCCAUAUGAUCCAUGAUGUCCAAAGGAAAAUUAACCAAGAGAUGACUCUAGUUACAUCUGAAAGAGCCAGAGAAGAAAGUGGCCUCCCUACAGAGCUCUGGAAGCAUCGUGUCAUGCAGGAAAACUUCUCAGUUAUAAGACCACAAAUUGUUGAAACAUUUGUUCAGAGGCUAAUGGAAAAUUCCCAAGAAUCUGAUGCAGAGAUUUCAUUUACAAAAGAUCAUUUACAAAGCUGCCUCACUGCACUGGGCUGUGACAUCAUGGCCAGAGAACGCAGCAACUUUGAGACCUAUUCCAUGUUUUAUGAAAACAUCCUCCAGCAGCAGCACCGACUGCUCUACCAGAAAGAACAAGAACUAUAUGCAGUAGAAGAAGAUGGAAAGCAAACUGAAGUCACCCUUAGUCAGAUUGCAGAGCUGAGUCAUGAGAUGAUUAUGGAAGUAACUGCUCUAAGAGCUAGAGUUGCUGAUUUAGAAGGUGAAAAGCUCAGUCUCAAAGAGAAGAUAAGAAAAGAAGUGCAAGAUGAAUAUGAAACAUUAGUGCGGAAUCUGUUUGUGACUUGUGUGCAGCUAAAAGGGAAGCUGGAUGACUAUCGCCUUAAUAUGUGUCAACAAGUGUUUGAGAUCGUCAGUGAAGUGAGAAAAGAAGGGGUUGACAGCAUGAUUGAACUGAAGAAAAAAUUUGGUUCAACCACGGAUGAUAAAGGAUUGAAAGAACAUUUGUCCACACAGGAGCAGCUGCAAGUCUUGCAAGAUGAAAACAGCAGGCUAGGGGAGCUGGUGUAUAAACUGAAAAUCUUGAACUGCUGGAAGCACACUGCACAGAAGGCACAACUCUCUUUAAAGCUGAGAACUGCAGAGAAGGAGGCCCUUCAAAACAAAAAAGAGUGUCUGACUGCUAAGAUGAUGGCAGAACAAGAAGUCACUUUAUUCCAUGAGCAGCUGGUGGCUGUGAGGAAGGCUCUGGCAAGAUCUGAAGCAGAGAAUGAAAAGCUGCAGAAACAGCUAGAUCAGCAGAAACAGCUGCUGCAAGAAGCAAAACAUAGGAUGACUCAGGAAACCAGAAGUAGGCAACAGCUGGAUGUGAUAAAGGCAGAAAACAUGCAAAAGGUGCGGGAAGACAUGGAGGAGAAAGAGCAGAGACUCCACUUCUUGACUGAAGAAGCUGAGAAAUCAGCUAAAAUAGAGCAACUUCAACAAAAAAAGAUCAGAAAAGAAAUGAGGCAGAUAAGGAGCCAGUUGAUCCAAGAGCGCAGUCUAAAACUGGAUGCUUUCCAGCGUGUGGACGAAUUGCAGGGUCAGGUUUAUGAUUUGGAAGCUGGAGCUUACCAGAAAAGCUCACCUGGAGGUAUGAGAAGGAAAACUACAAAUCGUCUCUCUCUCAGUGCUGGCAGCACAAAAAGGUCUUUUUCAGGUUCUACAGCCUGGACUCAGCGUAUGGUGGUUUCUGCAUCUACUCUUCCCAGGGGUUACCAGCAGCAUGUUUUGAUUCCUGAUGCAAAAUGUAGCAAUGUAACAGCAGGAACCACUCCAAGGCCAAAGACUGUGCCCAGCAGAUGGAGGGAGAGAGGGGUGGAUACUCUCUUCCCAGGUCUGCCUGAAAACUCUCAUCAUGCCAUCCUCCUACAGUCGCAUGAACAACAGCUGGCCCCAAAGUGAAGCAAAAUGGACUUUUAAUCAGAUGAGAGGGCUCUGGGUUUACAGAGCCAAAGGGAUGUACAAAUAUAUAGCAAUGUGUGCUCUGACAGACAGCCCUUUGCUAGCAUGAACUGGCAGUUGGAGUCCUUUUGUGUUAUAAACAAUGUACAUAUCUGGCAAUAAAAUGGAGAUCUCUUGGAACAGUAA